GACGGCGUCCAAGUGGAACCAGCUUAAAUUAAGUUCCAAUGUGCCAGCCCCCGAUUCGCUUAUUCCUGGCAUGUUUUGUGUCCAUCAAAUUAUGUAUAUGCUCCAAUAUGUUCUCGCAUAGGUUCAGCACCCAUUCCACGAUUGUUUUGCCUUUUUUUUUGGUUUGCCGCUGCGUCCGAUGCCUCUCGUCUCGUAAGCACCGUUCCAGCGUGACAGGACAGAAAUCCGUUGCAGGUUCGAACGCUGCUCAACAACCUUUUUCCUUUUACCACGCUUUGAACAUUCAUUCAUGAUGGAUCCUCCAAGGAGGAAUGGCACUAGAACAGAUACAAACCUGCUCUGUUGGGUAGUGCGGAUUUGAAACUUGCCGAC
Messenger RNA from Suillus subaureus, 372 nucleotides. RefSeq lists its product as uncharacterized. The transcript has a single exon. The record is from RefSeq and is a predicted model, not a curated record. Lineage: Eukaryota; Fungi; Basidiomycota; Agaricomycetes; Boletales; Suillaceae. Bases 39 to 293 code for a protein of 84 amino acids.